Molecule: messenger RNA, 944 nt
Organism: Danio aesculapii
Lineage: Eukaryota; Metazoa; Chordata; Actinopteri; Cypriniformes; Danionidae
Exons: 5
Coding region: 96-773 (225 amino acids)
Source: RefSeq, a predicted model, not a curated record
AGCAGAAUCCAGUCUUGCUCAUCUUUGUGUAGUGAAAGCAACCUUCAGGAAAAGAGCGCACUUCACUGUAAAGUCAACUACUUCAACAAGAUAAGAUGGCAAAGAAGAGUGUUGCAUUAGUUCUGUCUGGCUGUGGUGUGUAUGAUGGCACAGAAGUUCAUGAAGCAUCUGCCAUAAUGGUACACCUCAGUCGAGCAGGUGCCGAGGUUACAAUAUUUGCACCUGAUGUUGAGAUGAUGCAUGUGGUGAACCACUGUGAAGGGAAACCUGUGGCAGACAAGAGGAAUGUGAUGCAGGAGAGUGCCCGCAUCGCCCGUGGUGAUGUCACAGAUCUAGCCAAGCUAGAUGUCAGCGCAUUUGAUGCACUCAUCAUUCCAGGGGGUUUUGGAGUGGCUAAAAACCUGAGUGACUGGGCUACAAAAGGCAAAGAGUACUCUAUCACACCUCAGAUCGAUAAGGUCAUUAAAGGUUUCCACAAGGCAAAUAAACCCAUUGGUCUGUGCUGCAUUUCCCCUGUGCUGGCAGCAAAGGCUAUUCCUGGAUGUGAGCUCACCGUUGGUCAUGACACUGAGUGUAAAAUGUGGCCAUAUGCUCAAGUGGCACAAUCCAUGGCAGAACUGGGCUGCAAACAUGUCAAUAAGAAUGUUGGCGAGGUACAUGUUGAUUCCAAGAACAAACUGGUGACGACAAGUGCAUUCAUGUGCAAUGCUCCCAUCCAUGAAAUUUUUGAUGGCCUGAGUCUGAUGGUUGCAGAUGUUCUCAAGCUAGCUUAACUCUGUUAUGUGAUGUUGUUCAAAUUAUUACAUAAAUAUGCAUAUUUAUUUCAACCAGAAAAUGUUGUCAUUUAAACAGGGAAAAUUGAAUAUAGGUUACAUACUGCAAAACUUUUAAGUAAAACUGUGUUUUUGAUGUAACCUAUUGUCAAUAAAACUGACUUGAAUCUA